Molecule: messenger RNA, 1636 nt
Organism: Spea bombifrons (plains spadefoot toad)
Lineage: Eukaryota; Metazoa; Chordata; Amphibia; Anura; Pelobatidae
Gene: SLC46A2
Product: solute carrier family 46 member 2
Exons: 4
Coding region: 163-1554 (463 amino acids)
Biological process (GO): transmembrane transport
Cellular component (GO): membrane
Molecular function (GO): transmembrane transporter activity
Source: RefSeq, a predicted model, not a curated record
CAGAGACUCGAAGUCCACAUUUCAGAACAUUAUUUGGACAUAACAACACUAUGUUAUUUAGACCUGUCCUGUUUACCCUCAGCAUCUGUAGAUCAUGAUCUGCGUAAGCCUAAUACCUUAUGAAUGGACCUCUUGAUCAAAAUCUGACCAGUUACUAUAAUCAUGGUUAUGAUAAGGAACUGUAUUGAGCCAGUUGUUGCUGGAGCGCAAAUUGCCAGUUCAUUCUAUGAUACAGGAUUGCUCCUGUUUGUGAAGGACUAUUAUAACCAAACCACCAACGGUUCUAGUGAAAAUGCAUUACAGAAAGCCAUCUCAAAUUUCUAUAUCACUUAUAGUCUGACUAUGGGCUUAACCCCCUUGCUGUCUGCUUAUAUCCUGGGAAGGAUUAGUGAUAGAUUUAAUAGGAAGAUCUCUAUAUGUGUACCAUUGGUAGGGUACCUAGUAUCAAGAUCCUUUCUUUUAUUUGUCAUUCUUUGGGAAUGGCCUAUAGAGGUGAUGUUUGGUUCUGCUGCUUUAAAUGGGUUAACUGGAUGGUUUACAACAUACUGGGCUGGUGUUAUGGCCUGGACCUCACAAGGAUCCACUGAAAGCAGAAGAUCUCUUAGACUCAUCAUUGUUGAAAUGGUGUAUGGUCUGGCUGGCUUCGUUGGCAGCUUGGUAUCUGGUCACAUAUUUGUUAAGUUAAACAUUGCAAAUUAUCAGGGUGUCAUUCUUGUCUGCUGUAGCCUUUCCUGCUAUGUUUUCUGUGUCUUGUAUAGCAUUUUUAUUUUGAAAACCCACAAUUCGGUAGAAUUGCACGCUGAAGAAUAUAAAAACAAACCUAUCAAUGAAAACGGUUCUAUGGGCCCUGAGCACACAGAGCAAAGCAAAUUGUUGGAUGGAAAGCCUACUGAAAACUAUGCACCUGAAGGGCAAACAAAUGUGUCUCCAUCAAAAUUCAUCCUCAUCACCAUGUUUACCGGUGCAAUUCUAUUCAAUGUCGCUUCAGUUGGAGCAGAAGAUGUGAUUAAUGUGUUUGUGCUAAAAAAGCCCUUAAGCUGGGGUCCAGUUGAAGUUGGUUACGGUAACGCUGCUGCCUAUGUUACCUAUAUCACUAGCUUCGUGGGAGUUUUUAUUUUGUCCAAGUGCUUGGGUGAUUUUGGCUUAAUCAUUAUUGGUAUGCUAUCAUUCGGUGCUGGGAUGUUGAUAAUGGCCUUUGCACGCUGGACUUAUCUAUAUUACAUUGCUCGGGCAGUGAUGAUGUUUUCUCUGAUUCCUACACCAAUCAUCAGGUCUAUAAUAUCUAAACACGUUCAGGGAUCUUCAUAUGGUAAAGUGUUUGUUGUACUUCAGUUAGGGAUAGGAAUUGUGGUUGUGACCACAUCAGCCGGAUUCAAUAAACUGUAUCAAGCCACCUUAGACUGGUACAGCGGAUUCUGCUUCAUUGUUUUCAGUAUCCUGGGCUUCCUCAGCAUAAUUCCCAUGAGUAUUGCAGUUUGCAAGCAAAGCUUGGGUGGGCAACCCAGCAGAGCAUCCAUGAAUGAAGAAACAACAUAUGGGACUCUCACAAAGUAACUGCAAGAAGAGGUUGCCAAAGAUAAUCUGAAGAUGUUUAUGCGCGUAGUUUUAUCCUAUUGUGUAAAACAAUAGUUAAAAA